Messenger RNA from Triticum aestivum (bread wheat), 1544 nucleotides. RefSeq lists its product as uncharacterized. The transcript is spliced from 2 exons. Bases 47 to 982 code for a protein of 311 amino acids. Lineage: Eukaryota; Viridiplantae; Streptophyta; Magnoliopsida; Poales; Poaceae. The record is from RefSeq and is a predicted model, not a curated record.
CCGUCUCAAAAGGGAAAGAAAGGGUGCGCCUUCUUCGCCACCGCCGAUGGCGCAGUCGCUGGCGAUGACGGCGAUAUCCCGCCUCCGCGGUGCCGCCACCCACUCCUGCGGCGGGCACUGGCGCCGCCUCUUCUCCCGCUCCCCCGCCGCCUGCGCUCCUCUCCUCGGCCACUUUCACCACCCCACUCCGACGCCGCCCAGUCCCAAAACCCUAGCUCCGUUCCCCGGCGUGCCCCCUUCCGCCUCCGCCUCCGCCUCGGCCUCGGCCCCCGCGUUCCAACCCCUCACCUCCUCCUCCCCGCGCCUCUCCCUGGACUUCAUCCCUCCCGGCUUCUCCCUAUUCGACUCCCACCUCGGCCUCCUCGUCCUCCUCAAGGAGACCGAGCCAUACUCCUACCUCAAGCACCCCCAGAUCCUCGUCUGCGACCCGGUCUCCCGCCGCACCGCGCUUCUCCCUCCGGGGAUGGUCACCUGCACGUUUAGCAAGCUCGUAAGCGUCGUGAUCCUCUCCCGCGACGCGGACGGCCCGGCCGGGUCCGGGCUCUGCUUCCGGGCAGCCGUCGUCACCCUCGAGGACACCACGCUGCGCGCCUUCGUGGCGACGUUCCGCGACGGCAAGUGCCACUGGGAGUGUCUGCUUCGGUCACAGGCGAGAUGCAACGUCGACCAGCUGGAGCGCCACUGCGUGCGCGCUAGCCGGUACCUCAUCUGGCACAUCCGCGACGAAGGUGCUGUGCUCACAUUUGACCCUGAGACUCUGGAGUUCGGCUUCGUGCUCGCGCCGCCCGCACUCGACAUGGGGGAUCACUUUGUCAAGUACCGCGUCGGGGUGAUGCCGGACGGGCGGUUCUGCUUCGGUUCGAUGUCAAUGGAUCACGAGAACCUGGAGCUCCGGGUGCUGGGGCCCGAGCCCAAGGACGGCCAGAACGUGUGGGUGCUGGAGACUGGAGAGGGAGGUGUGCUUGCUCCAGGCGUUCGAUGAAAUGCCGCAGCUGCCCUCGAGUUUCAUCGCCCGGUGCAAGUGCACCUGGCUGAGCGACAUGGAUGCCGGGCGCACCGGGAGGGUGUUCAUCGGCACGUCGGGCUAUGGGCACUACUCGUACCAUCUGGACAGCCGGAAGCUCGAGCGUCUGGUGACGGACGACGGCGAGGAGUACGGGCACCCCAUGUUUGCCUACUUCUCCUUCCCGGGCUCCGAAGCCGGCUCUGACUGACAGACUCCUGGGUGAAGUGAGAAGAGGUACCACGCGAUUUUGCCUGAAGAUGGCUCAACCGUUGCAUUUCUGGUUACGUCCGUGCCGUAUUACUCAGCAUUGAAGAUUGAACACAAAGAGGAUAAUGCUCUGAAUCUCUGAUUUCAUGUCCUUGAUGGGACUAUUUAAACAAUGUUGUUGCGAUGUUUGCUAAGCAUGCUUCGGAGUAGACAGUGUCCUGAAGAAUUAGGUGAUGUUUUGAAGUAGUGUGCUGUUUCGCAAGGAUAGUUUCACAUUAUGCUGAGUUUUGUCAAACCAUAAGAAAUGCAGAGUUUAUCACUUACUGGUCAA